Molecule: messenger RNA, 982 nt
Organism: Chironomus riparius
Lineage: Eukaryota; Metazoa; Arthropoda; Insecta; Diptera; Chironomidae
Source: the annotation of a GenBank genome assembly
AUUCAGCACAGCAUUCAGCAAAAACAAAGUUUUGUUAUUCGACACAAAAAAGUUUUUCCUUAAAUUAUCGUAUUAUUACUAAGAAUUAAAGCAUUAAUAAACUCAAAAUGAAUAGUGUGUUAGCUCCCGAGAUCGAACAACCUGGAUUCAAUUUCUCAAAUUGUCGUCGUAAUGAACGACUUAUUAAUGAUGGAUUUAAGGCACCGAAAACAACAAAGACUGGAACAACAAUUGUUGGUAUCAUUUAUAAGGAUGGCGUUAUAUUAGGAGCUGAUACUCGAGCAACCAGUGGAAAUAUCGUUAGUGAUAAAAAUUGCGAAAAGAUCCAUUUUCUGGCAAAGAAUAUGUAUUGCUGUGGUGCUGGAACUGCUGCUGAUACAGAAAUGACAACAAAGAUGAUUGCAAGUCAAUUGGAACUUCAUAGAUUGAGCACUAAUCGAGUUGUUCCAGUUAAUUGUGCAUCGACACUUCUUAAACAAUAUUUGUUCCGUUAUCAAGGCCAUGUCAGUGCUGCUUUAGUUCUUGGCGGAGUUGAUGCUCAAGGUCCUUCUAUUUACUGUAUCUAUCCACACGGUUCAACUGAUAAACUUCCUUAUGCCACUAUGGGCUCUGGAUCAUUAGCUGCUAUGUCAGUAUUUGAAUCGCGCUGGAAGCCUGAUAUGGAAGAGGAAGAAGGCAAAAAGCUUGUUCGUGAUGCAAUUGCUGCUGGUAUCUUCAAUGAUUUGGGUUCUGGAUCAAAUGUAGAUUUGUGUAUUAUCCGUAAAGGAAAUACUGAAUAUUUGCGUAAUUAUGAAUUGGCAAAUCAAAAGGGAGUCAGAAAAGUUGAUUAUACUUUCAAGAGAGGAACAACUGGAGUUUUGUCUGUAAAGAAGAUCGCAUUUGAUGUUGUUGCAGAAUCUACAACUGCAGUCGAGCAAAUGGAUACUAAUUAAAUACACUUUUCGUUUUAUAUUAAUCAUCAUUCUUGAAAUAAUAAACCGUC